AUGGGCAAAAUUAAGAAAAUAUCUAAUAAUAGUAAUAAAAGUAAAAAAAAAUCAGUAACUGUUAAAAAGAAAAAUAAAAGUAAUAGUGACUCUAAAAAAAAAGAAGAAGAUGUAAAAAAAUUAAAAAAUACUGCACAAUGUUCAAGUGAUGAAAGUGAUGUUUAUUUUUAUAAUGAUAUUCAAAGAUGGAAGAAUACAAUUAAAGUACCUAUAUGGUUAAAGAAACCAAAGGAUAAAGAAUCUUUAGAUGAAUUUUAUAAAAAUAUUAUAAAAAAAUUAUUAAGAGUAAAGAAUAAAAUUAGAGCAUAUAAAAUACAAGAAGCAUAUCUAUUAGAUUGUCUACAAAAAUGUAUGAUAGAUUUAAAUUUAAAUUCUGUAAGGUCAACAGAAAAUAUUAAUUGUGAAAUAUAUAAAAAUUUAAUAUAUAAUUCGAAAGAUAAAACGUAUGUGGAAAAUGUAGAUAAAGAAAAUAAUAGCGAAAUAAAAAAUAAUAAUAUAUCAAAUAAAAAUAAUCACAUACCAUUAAAUCCUGAAAAAAAUGCCAUAAGUGGAAUAGACAAUACAAUGUAUAGUGACAAUAAUAAUAAUAAUAAUAAUAAUAAUAGGAAGGAUGGUAAUAAUUCUGGAAGUAGUAAUAUGAUAAAUGAUAGUGACAACACAAUAAAUGAUAAUACCAAUACAAUAAAUGAUAGUACCAACACAAUAAGUGAAAGUAAUGAGACUCUUAAUAGUAGUAAUAAAAUGAACAGUCACAAUAAUAAUAAUAAUAAUAUUUGCGUCAGCAAUAGUAUUAGCAAUUGUAGUGAUGUUAAUAAAAACUACACUAGCAGCAGCUUUUAUAGUGUUAAUAAUUAUGAUACUAAGGAUGAGGAAGAAAAUUCAAUUUAUAUCAAAAAAGAUAAUAUUAAGGAUAACAACACAAAUACAUGCUUAAAAUGCUUAAAAGAACAAAAAAUACAAGAUAUGGUUGAAAAUCUAAAAAAUUCGUUAUUUAAAGAAGAAGAGACAAGAAAAAAAAGUGUAAUGGAUGAUGUUUUUAAUAAAGUAAUAAUUCCUGGUGGAUUUUUUGAAAAUAAUAAUUUUUGUCCUAUAUUCUUGAAACUUUUAAAAAUAGAUAUAUAUAAUUCAUGUUAUACAAUAGAUACUAAAGUAAAUUCCAAAUUAAUGAAUUUAUUUAAUGUAUUAAAUAAUUUUAAUGAAAAUAAUAUAACUGAUACAAACAAAAAUGUAGACAAAGAAACAGAUGAAUUUUUAAAUACAAAAUGCAAAAGUCCAAACAGAUAUAAAUCACACAUAGAUGAUAUAUCUUUUUUCAAAGGACAAAGCUCAUUAUAUAAAUUAUCACAAUAUUGUAUAGAAAAGGAAGUUAUCAAAAAUAAUGAAGUUACUUCUUUUGAUACAGUUUAUAUAUACAAUGAAAAAAAAAUUGAUGAUCAGGAACAUAUCCUUGAUGAAAAUAAAAAAAACUCAAGUGAUGGUUGUAAAAAGAAUACAAAAUUUAAAUAUGUUUUAGACGAUUCACAAAAGGAUAAUCCUUCCUUGCAUUAUAUUAAUGACAAAAAAGAUAUUAUAAAUAAUGAUAAAUAUAAUAAUAAUGGAUCUUCUCAAUCACUUACUGAUUAUAAUAAACAUGUUAUAAAUAAUCGUAGUGUAGAGAAUUAUACUUCAAAUGAAAAUAUUAUUGAAACAUAUGAUAACACUGUUAAGUCUUAUCAUACCUUGAAAAGCCAGAAAACAAAUAGUAUCACUUUAUCUAAGAAUAAUAGGAUAGAUAGUCAUACUGUUAUAAAUUUAUGUGAUACUAUAGAUGAUAAAGAAGUAUAUGAAAUAUCUAGUUGUUAUAAUGAAAAUGAAGAUACAAAUAAGUCCUAUUUUGAUAUAAUAAAUGAUUAUUAUGAUGAUGAUGAUGAAAAAAAAAAAAAAGAAAAAAACAUUUAUGAUAGUAAAGUAAAUCUUUUUAAUGAUAAAGAAGCAAAUAUAUUAGAAACGAAUUUGGAAAAGAAUCCUAUUAUAUAUGAUAAUAUAAACAUAAUACAUGAAAAAGAAAAUAACUUAAUAAACAGCAACAACAAUAAUAAUAAUAAUAAUAUUAAUAAUUGUGAAAAAAAAUGCAAUAUUGCAUGUAAUGAUAUUAAUGAAAAUACCCUUUUCACUGAAUCAUCAAAAGAGGAAAAUAAUUAUAAGGGGGAAUCAUCUGAAAAAAUGGAUCCCUUGAAUUGUGAAUGCUCAUAUGACUCAAAUAAAUUAAACAGUAGUAAUAAUCCUUAUAAAGAAAUUAGUAAUAAAAGUGAUACUACAAUUUAUAAUAAGAAAAGACAUAGUGGAAGUGGUGAUAUAUAUAAUAAAAAAUAUUUCGAAGAAAAUUUAUUUGAAAAUAAUUCAAAUGAAGAUAAUAUUUUUAAAAGACAAAAAGCAAAUAAUGAUAAUAUUUUAGAAGAGAAGAAAAAUGAAAAAAGUGAUUCAGAAGAAAAUAGUUAUUUAGAAAAUAUAAAAAAUAGACGUAGUCAUUCGUUGUGCUUUAGUAGUAAUGAUAGAAAGAGUUAUAAUGACAUGUUUAUUGGAAGUAGUAAUAAUAGUGAUAAUAACAUUUAUUUAAAUAAUAUUAAAAGACAUCAUAAUGAAAAUAAUGAAAAUAAUGAAAAUAAUGAUGAUAAUGAAUAUAAUGAAAAUAAUGAUGAUAAUGAAAAUAAUGAAAAUAAUGAUGAUAAUGAAAAUAAUGAUGAUAAUGAUUAUAGUGAUGAUAGAAAUAAGAAUAAUACUGAACAAAUAGAAUGUGGACCCAUUGAUUAUAAUAGCUGUGACGAUAAAAAAAAUCCAGUCAAUAGUAAUGACAAUAAUAUAAAAAAUAAUUGUGAAGAGUAUUUAAAUAGUGAAUAUGAAAGGAUCGAGUUAAAUGGUAAUGAUAUGAAUAAUAUGGAUGCAAAUGUUAAUAUUUUGAACUUAACCAAAGAAGAAACAAUCAGAUGUACACCUAGUGAAGAUAAUAAUAAAAGUAUUAUUAUAAAUAAAAAUAAUAUAAAUAAUGAAAAUAAUAUAUUAAAUGAAGAAAAAGAAAAUAUUUGUAAAUAUAAUAAAAGUUUAUUUGAUAGUGAUGAUGAUCAAAUAAAAACUGUAACUAAUAAAAACAAAGAAGAAGAAAACAAGAUAGAUAAAAAUAUAGAGUCUGUGUUAUUUAAUUCUUGUGAUAGUGAUAGUAUAAAGAGUAUGAAUAAAAAUAAUAGUAAUUCUGGUAAUUCCAAAUUAAAUGAAAAGAAUAAAUAUAAUAAUAAUAAUAAUAAUCAUAAUAAUAUUCAUAGUAAUAAUAUUCAUAGUAAUAAUAUCCAUAAUGAUGAUGAUGUUAUAAUAAUUGAUGAAGAUAGUGACUCAACAUUAAAAAUAAAAGAAAAAGAAGAUUAUGAUAAAUAUUGUAAUAAAGAUGAAAUGAAAAAAGAUACAGUUUUAGUACAUAAUAAUAUUUCAAAAAAUAAUGAUAAAUCGAAAAAUGGAUUAACAGCUAUGAGUAUGAAUUUAUUUGAUGAUUCGUCAGAUAAUGAUUCUGAUAAUUCUUAUGAAGAUAAGAAUAUAAAUGUUUUAAAUGAUAUGUAUUCAAAUAAAUAUUAUCAUACGAAUGAAAAAGAAAAUCCAUAUUGUAAGAUGAAAGAUAAUAUUUAUGAAGAAUUAAAAAGGAAUGAAAACAAAAAUUAUAAAAUAAAUGAUAAAUCUGUAGUAGAUAAAAAUUUAAAUGAAGUAUCCAUUUUAAACAUUGAUUUAAAUAAAGCUCACAAUGCAGUACUUGAAGGCUUGAUGGAUUUGUUCGGUUUAAAAAGUAACAGAUUAUCAAGGAAAAUAAUAGUUAAUGAAUUAAUAAAAAUACAAGAUUAUUUAAGAAAAAAACAUGAUGAAUUUAUAAAUUGUGAUAAUAUAGAGGAUGAACAUAUAUUAGAUGAUUUAUCAAAUAUUAAGGAAAAUUAUGUCACUGAGAAUGAUAGUUUAUUUAAGGAUACCAUAGGUGAACAUGAAAAUAUUAAUAAAAAUAAUAAUAAUAAUGACAAUAAGGACGAUAUUGAAGCUGACACAAAUAAAAUUAAUGAUGAUCAAAAAAAUGGAAACUGUCAUAAUAAUAUCAUUUGUAUAGAUUUAUUAGAUAAUGAAAAAGGAUAUAAAUCAGAUUGCGAUAUACAAUCAUUUCAUUAUAAUAACACAUUAUUUGAUAACGAUUUGUUAAAUAGAGAAACGGAUAAAUUACAAGAGGAUUAUAUAAAUCAUAUGCAUAAUAAAAUAAAACAAAUGGAAUUAAAACUUUUAUUUGACAGAAUAGAUGAAGCUAUAAAAAUUAAUGAUGUUAUAUACAAAAAUGUAUAUGAAGAAAAAAAAGUUGAAUAUAGUAUUUUCAAAAAACAUCUUGUAGACUGUAAAUUAAACGUUAAUAAGGAAAUUAUCAUGUCUUAUUCAAAGGAUAAAAAUAUUGAAAUUAUAUCCAAGAAAAAAAAUAUUUCAAAUUAA
Plasmodium gaboni is the source of this 4482-nucleotide messenger RNA. RefSeq lists its product as hypothetical. Lineage: Eukaryota; Apicomplexa; Aconoidasida; Haemosporida; Plasmodiidae. The transcript has a single exon. The record is from RefSeq and is a predicted model, not a curated record. Bases 1 to 4482 code for a protein of 1493 amino acids.